Schizosaccharomyces octosporus yFS286 is the source of this 3711-nucleotide messenger RNA. RefSeq names its product 5'-methylthioribulose-1-phosphate dehydratase. The coding region runs from base 125 to 796 and encodes 223 amino acids. Lineage: Eukaryota; Fungi; Ascomycota; Schizosaccharomycetes; Schizosaccharomycetales; Schizosaccharomycetaceae. The transcript has 6 exons. Gene Ontology annotation, cellular component: cytoplasm. Gene Ontology annotation, molecular function: methylthioribulose 1-phosphate dehydratase activity; metal ion binding. The record is from RefSeq and is a predicted model, not a curated record.
UUGCAAUGGCACGCUCGUCUAGUACUCGCUUGCCAAUCCUACGUAUUACUCCUGUAAGCGACUCCCAUAUAUUUACUUGGUGUUUUCCAUUUGGUAGGAUUGUUUGACACUGGAAAUUAGAAGUAUGACAAGUGCAGAAUUAGGGUGUUUAGAAACCGGCGACCUUCGAGUUUCGGGUGAGCUUAUUUGUAAAAUUUGCCAGGAUUUGUAUAAUUCUGGAUGGGUUACUGGUACCGGAGGUGGAAUUACUAUCCGUUCAGGAGAUGCGAUUGUCAUUGCUCCGUCCGGGGUCCAAAAAGAAAGGAUGCAAUUAGAGCACCUAUUUGUUAUGUCCUUGAAAACUCGUGAAUACCUUCAUAAGCCCUUGCAAGCUCUCAAGCCUUCCCAAUGUACCCCUCUGUUUUUAGCAGCUUACACUUGUCGCGAUGCUUAUGCAUGUAUUCACACUCACUCUCAAGAAGCUAUCUUAUUAUCACAAAUAUUUCCUGAUUCAGAUUAUUUCUCAGCUUCUGGUUUUGAAGUACUUCAACAUAUCCCUCGUGGAAGCAAGAAAAAUGGGUUUUAUUCUGUAACGGAGACUGUUAGAAUUCCUUUUAUUAAUAAUACGGCCCAUGAAAGCGACCUUCACGACAGUCUAAAGGCAGCUAUUUUGGCUUACCCAGAAGCAUGUGCCGUUAUCGUAAGGGAUCAUGGCAUUUAUUGCUGGGGUGACACAUGGCAAGAUACUAAAAUGAACACAGAGGCUGUAGAAUACUUAUUCCAAGCAUAUUUGAGAAGUAGAAAAAUCAAAGUCUAGACGAAAUGCGCUUUGAUACAAGCCGUUCUGGUUCUUUGCAUUACAAUAAAUAAUUUACUUAUUCAUUUACGAAGCUCAGCUGGUUUUAAAGUUUUAAUAUUGUUAAAUUAAUACAAUUAACUAUAGAAAAUAUUUUUAGAAGAGUUUUCGUUUCUUCCGCUUCCAUUUCUCCUCAUAUUUCUUGUACUGUUCUAUGUCUCUAUGAGAACAACUCCUUAACUUCGUUUGAAGAGCCGAUAUUUGAAACCCAAUUAAAGACUUGCUUGUAAUCUCAAUGGGAAUCUUGAUUUUAGAGACUAUGGCUGAAUUAUUUAGAUCUAGAGCGAAUCCGUUAGCAUGAUAAACAGUGCUUCGAUAAUCAGCUAAGUAUCUUCUCAUUUUAAUUUCAGACGUGGGUACUCUAAGAUUGCUACUCAAAUCUUCAAAAGCAUCAUCCACAAUUGAAGGUAAUCGGCGUCUUGGUUGCGGACCGGAAGAUUCAACGCCCAAUUCCUUUUGUUUAACAUCUUCAGUUAAAUCGGCAAAGGAAUGAUGAUGAAUCGUGUUUAAGUUCUGAAAUUUAAUUGUUGGGUUGCAAGCUGGAGGAAUUAAACGAGGAACAUCACUUUUUAGCCUUAGUUUUUGCCCAUUUUCAAUCACUUUUUGAACUCUUUUAUAUGAAGUUUUCGCUCUUUCCCACUUGAAAUCUUCAGAGUUUUUCGUCACAAGAAUAAACACUUUUCCAUCUUUUUUACGACCCGUCCUUCCCAUUCUUUGGAUCAUACGAAUCGGCGAGCUAGAAGUAUCGUAGCAAACGAUCAUAUCUGUAUCUCCAAUAUCCAAACCCUCUUCACCAAUACAAGUAGCAACUAAAACAUUAAUAACACCUGACUUGAACUGAGAUAUAAUUUCUUUUUGAAUCUUUUGACUCAUUCCCGCAGACUCCACAGAACUUGCUUGUCCAACAAACAAAGAAACUCUAAUGAGAGGUUUUUCGUUUGAAAAAGCUUUCAAUAUUUGCUCAGCAGUAUUACGAUACUCUGUAAAAAUCAUAACUCUGGAAUUGCUAUACUGCUGAGCCGCUUGCUGAAAGUGAUGUCUUAAUAUGCCUGACAGGUGCGUAAUUUUCGGAUGAUUAAUAAAUUGUCCACUCGCAAUGCUAUUUUGCAAAUGGCUCAAAUAAAAUAAAAAAGGAUUGCUUGUAAACAAAUGAUAUAGCUCUCCAGACUUUUUUCCCUCUGUUUCUGUCUGUAUCUCACAAAGCUUUUGAUAAAAUUGGAUGAUACCAUGACAAUCUAAUAGAUACAUUGCAUGAGCACAAGUAAUAAGAAGUUUAAAAUAACCAAAUAUUUUCAAUUUUUCUUUAUCUUGGUUUUCCUUUUCUCUGAAAGAAUAUCUCCUUAAAGCCAGCAGAAGAACAUAAGCUUUCAAAUUUCUGAGAUCGCAAGUAGAGGGAAUUACUUUCUUUUUUCGAAGAAAGUCAAAAUACGGAAAGUACAUAUCUGCAAAAUCUGCUUUCAGGUAUUGCAUAUCACGAGUAAGUUCAACCUUGACGACUUGGAUAUUCUUUUGGAAUACAUACGGCCGAAUGUCGACACUUUCCUCGUUACGAACAAUAACUUUUGAUAUAUGUAGACAAUCUAUAACCUUUUGUACAGCAGCUGUAGUAGAACCGGGUGUUGCCGUUAAAGCUAGAACUCGAAAGUGAGUAUUAUAUUUAAGUACUGCUCGAAUCACUUGAGCAUAAGGAUGACUUCCUGUAGCCUUGUGAGCCUCGUCGAUGACCAAGCAAACUAUGCUUGUCGCGUCGACUAAACCAGACCGUAAAUCAUUAUUAAGAGUCUGCGGAGUCAUAAAGAAAAUACGUUUUGCAUGGUAUUCUUUAGAGCGGUUUUCUGCUGAAAUGUUUCCGUUUAAUUCAGAUGUAUUAUGUGUCGGUACUCCUGUAAUCUCUACAACGGCAGUUCGUUGCUGUUGCAAAAGAGGUUUUGUAGGCGCAAUAAAUAUAAUCUUUCCAGUAGGAAACCAACGAUAAAAAUUUAGCAUUACGACAGCUGAAAUGAAUGUUUUCCCUAAACCUGUGGGCAAAGCUAAUAAAAGAUUAUGGUAAAAGGCUGUUUCGCAGAAGCAUCUUUGAUAUUCACGAAAUUCAUCCAUUUCAGGAUAAACCCAAUCAUUCAAAGCUUCCAUAUCCUUUUCCCAAUAAUUUUCUUGUUCGUAUUCUUUAACUAAUCUUGGUUUGAAGGUCAAAUCUCGUGCUACCUUGCCUUCCAAUGUCGGCUGAAUGCAUUGUUUCGAAUUCUUAUUUGAAUGUUCUUGCAAUACUAGCGAACUGGAAUUUGACAUCUUCGGAGUAAUUGGAGAAGUAAAAGAGGAAUUCUCAAGCUCCGUCAACAAGGAAGUCGCUGCUUCUUCCCAACUUAUGUCUGCAUCCUCAUCAGAUAAUACUUCAUUCAAGUGCAAAGGGUCCUUCGGGUCGCUUUCGUUGAGCAUUUAUUCUUGAAAUAAUAGGGAAAAGGGCCAGAGAAAGAGGGUAUAGGAAUUAAAAAAUAUAUCGGUAUAACUGUUUACAAAGAGAAAGAUUGACCAGGUUCAAAAGAAAGUUGAAGAGUUUUAUUUCAAAAGAUCUUGAUAUCCAAAAGAUAUCCGAGACAAUUAUCUCGCCAUGAUUGAAUUUAAGAAUUACUGUUUGUUAGUUAUAAGUCUCCCGUCAACAAUAGAUUGCUUCAGAGGAUUUUUGCUUUCGUGAAACAGUUUCUCCUUUCGUUUAUUUCACAAAAGUCUUUGAAAAUAUCUUGAAGUCCCUCGAAAUCUCGUUGAGAACUUAGAAAUUGCAGAAAGAAAUCUAAGAGAAUUGACAGCAGAGCUUGCAACUUAUGUUUUUUCCGACGAAUAAUAAUUAUUUUUAUUAAAGCAAGACUUAUCAAGUAAUGAAC